GUCAUACAUGAUAUGAUUACCCAUGACCUUGAGUGUCCUUGACAUGAUUAUUGUAUAAUCUCCAGCUAGAUGAUGCCACAGGCGCUGACUAUGAAAAUUUACUGUACGCUUUUGGCCAAUCAGAAAAGAGAUGGUGAGUUCAAUGUAUAAUACAUUAUUUUGUUUUUUUUGUGCAGAAAAUUGAUGACAUCACUUUCUGCCUGAAGCAAAGAACAUAAAUGUAGAAGACAUUUGCAGCCAGGCUACGGAGGAACCCUCAGACCACCCAAUCUUAUUCAUGAUAUUUACAUCACAGGUAGCCCAUUAGCUACUGAUAAAUAACUUUCAUCCUGCACAUUGAUUUUAUUAUCAAUAAAAAAAUAUUAGACAUUAUAACAUCCUUAUUAGUUGCCAUAAAAAGAUGUUAAAAAGACAAAAAUUAUGUGACUUUUCCUCACCUCUUAAUAACAACUUCACAAUCAUAAGUAGAAGUUGGAAUGUUUGAUAAGUGUUAAGUCCAUAAUUUCAGACUAUACUUCUAUUAUUAUUCAAAAUUAAUAAUAACAAUUGUAAUAAUAAUAAAUAUAGCCCAUAAAUAUAGCGCACACAAUAUACAUAAAUAUAAAAUUUUCUGAAAACAAAAGCUAUGAGGCUGAUGCUUUCUUCACCAAUUCCAAAUUAAGUAUUAAACAAAGUUUUGACAAGUUGAUAUUACUGUCCAGAGAAACAAGUACAGAUCAGUAAGUGUAGUAACCCUCAAGUAACAAAGGCCGACGCCUUAACAUAUUUCAUGACAUUUAAACGGCUCGUUACAGUGUACGGUGGUAACAUAAAGUUUCAGCAGUUCGCUGAUAUUAUGAUCGCUGCAUGUCUACGAAACGUAAUACAUUAGAGCUACUGUCCUGCGUUGAUGAAGUUCGCCAGAGAAAUUGAGUCAUCGUGAACUGAAUGAGAAGCCAGGUUGCCGAAAAAAUUCGAAAAAUUGCGACGGGCGUACAUGUAAGAAUCUUCUUCUGCAGUUAGUCCAUUGCUGUUUUAGGCCGUUGCUGUUAAUGUUAUCAACUUAUCGUUUGAACCUCUGUAUUCCCAUCAGUUAUUGCAGUCUUGUUGCCUUUCGCGUGUGCCCAAAUAGCAUGAAGACCAAUGAAUCCCAUAGCAUAACACAAAAUCACAACAUUCCUUUUUCCUUUGGUAGUAGAAGGAUUGAAGUACUGCAGAAAGAAUGAAGAUCGACCCGGGAUUCCCUUUUUACCUUUGCCUUCCAUGAAGAUCAUCAAAACUCUGAUUCGAAACAAUAAGACGAGUUAAAAAAAAUCGUGCUGAAAGUCGCAAAAAAUUACCGGUGUUUGAUUAUUCCGCCUUGAGAUUGCGAAAUGCCGGAUUUUCGUCAGGCGUUCAAAUUAAAAGCUCGGCUACCAAGGAGUACCUAGAGUACCCGACUCACUACCUACCCCUCCCCGGAUAGGAUAUUUUUAACCCAAACAACAGAGCGGUUUGCCACAUACCGCUUGCUUGUUUUUGCGCGGGUCGCUGGAUCGCUUCGGUCAUUUGUGUAAUUAGUGUUGUUUUAAAACUUCUGGACAUAUUUCAGGUCAUCACUUUCUGACAGCUACAAUGAAUCGUCUUUUGUAAUGCACAAGGCGCGGUUAAAAGCCAUUGAACACUCUGCUUCUGGAGAAACGAUCGAAAAAUCGUCAAAGUUCAAAAGAUUUGACACUGUGCGUGCUAUAUAUACGGGCCGUGAGUAAAGCUUGUUCCGGCUCAAAUCCGAUCAUGGUUUACUUCAGAACUAAUUAUAAUCGGCGUGAUGUUCUUGAUGUGGGAAGAAGAAAUAUCGCAUUUUGAAAUUUGAAGAUUUAGACGGGAUGGGCUCAAGGUCAUAUGUUAAAGAGAAGAGGCUCUAUAUGCCAGAAGACGGCCUCAUUUUAUCAGAGAUUGCAGUCCUUUCAGGUGGUCAUGAUUUACAAGGACACCCACUGGUGAUAUUGCCGUCCCAGCGUUACCCCAGUCUUGUGCAGUUGAACCAGGCUGAUGUCAUUAAGCUCUUGAAAUACCUUGCUUUUCUUUCCAGGUCAUGGUACAAAGAGGCAGGCAUUUCAUUUCUUCUUGACUUCCGUAGUUCCAGGGCAGCUGUGGUCACUCAUGUUGUGGGUUUGAUACAAGCAUUUCAGGUUUGUGCAAAGAGCCAUCUUAAUUGACAUAACAGUACUUUCCAUAUACAAGGUUGUUGUCAAAGUUUUGUUAUUGAAGUUUGAAAAACACUCUGUUGCAAACUGGUUCACCAUGAAUGGCUGACAGACUGUAAAAGU
Messenger RNA from Orbicella faveolata, 2288 nucleotides. RefSeq lists its product as uncharacterized. The record is from RefSeq and is a predicted model, not a curated record. Lineage: Eukaryota; Metazoa; Cnidaria; Anthozoa; Scleractinia; Merulinidae.